AUGUCACGUAAUCCAAAGCAAGUUAAAUGUGUAUUAAAUGGAAAAGAUAAUAUUCGUGAGUUGUCUGGUACUACUUCGCCGACAGAAAGAAAAUACAAAUAUCGUUGGACUCAUAUAGUGCUGUUUGGAUUAUUCCAUAUCCAAGCAAUUUAUGGAAUGUAUUUGUCAUUAACGUCAGCCAAAUUACUAACAAAUAUUUUUGCGUACGUCCUCAGCUGGUUAUCAGGAUUUUCUUUAGCUGCUGCAGCACAUCGUUUAUGGUCACAUCAUGCAUAUAAAGCAACGUGGCAAUUAAAAUUAAUUUUUAUGCUUUUACAAACUAUGGCAUUUCAGGAGUCGCUUUACCUAUGGUGUAGAAACCAUCGAAUGCAUCAUAAAUUUCUGGAUACGGAUGCUGAUCCACAUAAUUCAAGACGUGGAUUUUUUUAUUCUCAUAUCGGUUGGUUAAUUGUUGAACCACAUCCAGAAUAUAUGGCAAAACGAAAAUUGAUUGAUAUGUCCGAUUUGAAAAAAGAUCCAUUUAUAAGAUUUCAGAUUAGAUAUUAUUACCCAUUGUUAUUUUUAUUGUGUUUUCUUUUACCAACGAUAAUUCCUUGGUAUUAUAUAUUCCUGCGUUACAUACUUGUACUGAAUUCAACAUGUUUAGCAAAUAGUUGGGCACAUAUUUGGGGUACCCAACCAUACGAAAAGGGUAACAGUGGGCGCAAUUCUUUUUUUAUGUCAUUGAUAGCUAUGGGUGAAGGUUGGCAUAACUAUCAUCAUACAUUUCCAUGGGAUUAUAGAACUAGUGAAUUAGGUGGCUGGCACAUGACUCCCAUAGUGGUGAUAUUAAACCUACUUGCUAAAGUUGGUUGGGUUUACGAUAUGAAAACUGUUUCGAAUGAUAUGAUACUAAAGCGCAUUCAACGAACGGGUGAUGGUUCACAUCCAACCGCAAUUUGGGGUUGGGGUGAUCUUGAACAAUCUAAGGAGAAUAAAAGUUUUUGUGAGAAAAAAAAACUAACCUACAUGGAGAGAAAAAAUUCAACUCAAUAUGAUGGAUCCGAGGAAAUUAGAGAAGCAUUAAACACAAACACAAGAAUACAAAGUAAUAAAAAAAAUUGGAAAGCUACAAAACGUUGCAAUCAACCGCUACAAGCUCUUCCACCCUUAAGAAAUCAAGAACGUUCAUGGGCAAGGAGCAACAAAGAAAAAGCUGAUCUUUUUGCUCAAGAAUUGAAAGAAACAUUUUCCAAUUCACUAGAUGCACCCGACGAAGAAAUUGAACAGUUCUUGAGUGCUCCUCUACAAUUAUCCCCACCAAUAGAGGCUUUUUCUCUAAACGAAAUUUAA
Messenger RNA from Chrysoperla carnea, 1332 nucleotides. Its product is annotated as acyl-CoA Delta-9 desaturase-like. The record is from RefSeq and is a predicted model, not a curated record. Gene Ontology annotation, cellular component: endoplasmic reticulum membrane. The coding region runs from base 1 to 1332 and encodes 443 amino acids. Gene Ontology annotation, biological process: unsaturated fatty acid biosynthetic process. Lineage: Eukaryota; Metazoa; Arthropoda; Insecta; Neuroptera; Chrysopidae. Gene Ontology annotation, molecular function: stearoyl-CoA 9-desaturase activity; iron ion binding. The transcript is spliced from 7 exons.